AUUCGUAUAGGCGACUUCGUGUGCUUUGGAUGUUUUGCGCGCUUUAUUAAAAAACCAAAAUUACUCAGUUAUAAACCAAACCCGCACAACUUUGUACACCGGUAUUUGCGCGCGCAUCUUAUUGUUAAACAAUUGACAACGCAUUAAAUUGCUACUGUUCCAGUCAAUUGCCAGCUAGCAAACUAGUGAAUUUUGUGUAGGCGUGACUGCACUUGUUUUAAGCCCUUUUCUGUGCGUGUGUGUGUGUAUCCUUACAUCCUCGCCUGUCUCCGCCGCCACCGCCGCCGCCGCCAUCAACGAACUGUGCACAGGGUGUGGUGUUGAAAAAUUCCAGCGCAAAGUAAUCCAAAAAACCCAAAAAAAAAAGAAAAAACAUGUCGGUCUCCUCGAAUACAUCGUCCGCCUCGCGCAACGGCAGUGUCGAUGAUAGCACAACAACAACAACAACAACGGACAGCUCGGAACUGACGCACAUUUUGAACCGACGCCAGGAGAUUAUGGACUCCCAGGAGGCGGGCAUCGAGGUGCCACGCACCUUCAAGGUGGUCAAUGUAUACACCGAAUUCCAUGAGUUUACGCGCAAGCAAAUCAAGGAUUAUCAGAAGACCUUCAAUACCUACGACACGGCUAGGGAUGGAUUCUUGGACCUGAACGAGCUGAAGUACAUGAUGGAGAAGCUGGGCGCACCGCAAACCCAUCUGGGACUGAAGAAGAUGAUAGCCGAUGUGGAUGAGGAUCACGAUGGCAAGAUAUCGUUCCGUGAGUUCCUGUUGAUCUAUCGCAAGGCGCAGGCCGGCGAGCUGGACAGCGAUUCGGGCCUGAACCAGUUGGCCCGCCUCACCGAGAUCGAUGUGGAGCAGGUGGGCGUCAGCGGUGCCAAGAACUUCUUCGAGGCGAAAAUCGAGCAGCAGCUGCGCACAAAUAAGUUUCACGACGAGAUACGGCAGGAGCAGGAGGAGCGACGCCGCGAGGAGGAGGAGCGCGCCCAGAGACGCCAGCAGUUCCAGCAGCGCGCUGCCAUCUUUCAGUAAAGCCAAAUAUCGGGCUAUAUAUAUAUAUAUAUAUAAACAAGAUAUUUUCAUAAUUUGUAGUCUAGCGCGUAAUCCUUGUGGCGUAGGUUAAACAAAUGCAACAUAGCACACAUUUAGGGGCAAAUGCGGAGCAGGACUUUGAUAUCACAUCACAUACACAGCAUAACAAUUCAUUCAACUAUAACUAAUUAUAUAACAUAUAUAACAUACAUAAUACAUAACAUACAUAAAUACAUUUAGUUAUUGAGCAUACCAAAAGCAUAAAUUUUAGUUGCCUAUUUAAGUCAAGAAUCAAA
This is a messenger RNA of Drosophila virilis, 1327 nucleotides long. It is a transcript of the gene Swip-1, whose product is annotated as EF-hand domain-containing protein D2 homolog Swip-1. NCBI's taxonomy places the organism in Eukaryota, Metazoa, Arthropoda, Insecta, Diptera, Drosophilidae. The record is from RefSeq and is a predicted model, not a curated record. Gene Ontology annotation, molecular function: calcium ion binding.